This is a messenger RNA of Penicillium alfredii, 381 nucleotides long. Its product is annotated as gamma-glutamylcyclotransferase family protein. The transcript has a single exon. Lineage: Eukaryota; Fungi; Ascomycota; Eurotiomycetes; Eurotiales; Aspergillaceae. The record is from RefSeq and is a predicted model, not a curated record. Bases 1 to 381 code for a protein of 126 amino acids.
AUGCUCCGAUCAGAGCCACCCGACUACCUCACCAAUAUCCAAGAACCUAUCCGUGAACUUCCACCAAAUUAUCUUAUUUCCUAUUUCUUUUACGGGACACUGACAAACUCCGCAACCUUACAACGAAUCUUAGAUCUACACGGCGAGCCAAAACUGCGCAAGGCUGACAUUAUUGGGUACGCGCUGGCAAAAUGGGGCGACUAUCCGGCCUUAAUUGACGGGCAGCAAGGCCAGGUCGUGUCAGGGUCUGUCUAUGUUGUGCAGUCGGAGAAGACCCAGAAACUGGUGGAUUAUGAGACCAAGGCUUAUAUGGUUGCGGACUGUUGGUUUUUUUUUAGGGAUGCUGGGGGUUCGGCGGAGGAAAUUCCCGGUAAGACUUAG